Centruroides sculpturatus (bark scorpion) is the source of this 2377-nucleotide messenger RNA. RefSeq names its product protein disulfide-isomerase A5-like. The annotation marks the transcript as partial. The record is from RefSeq and is a predicted model, not a curated record. Lineage: Eukaryota; Metazoa; Arthropoda; Arachnida; Scorpiones; Buthidae. The transcript has 11 exons.
AAUCCAUUUCCUUCUUCUUUAGAUAGCACAAAAAGCUGCAAGCAGUGCAAUAAAGUAUUAGAAAGAUUAGAAAAAAUUGAUGAUGAAGCUGAUGCUGCUGGAAUUAAAUUUCUUAAGAUAGAUGAUGCACAUCUUGCAAAAAAAUUUGGAGUAAAUAAUUUGCCUGGAUUAUUAUUAUUUAAAAAAGGAGAAAAACAACCUAGUGUGUUCACAGGAGAUUUGAAAGAGGAAGAGAAAGUGUUAGACUGGCUAGUUUCACAAAAAGAUCCCCGCAGUGAAAGAAUUGAAGAAUUUGAAGGAGAUGCUUUGAAAGCAUUAAUAGAAAAUUCAGAAUCUGUUGCAAUAUAUUUCUAUGAUAAAGCGAAAUGCUCACCCUGCGAAGGAAGUGUGGAUGCUGCAGAUUGUUCUGAUUGUAAUCAAGUGCUUGAAGAAUUGGAAAAUAUUGAUGACGACACAGAUAAAUAUGGGAUACAGUUUAUAAAGACAACAGAUACACCAAUUGCUCUAAAUUACGGAGUCAAGAAUUUUCCUUCCUUAGUUUAUUUUGAAAAACAAGUUCCAAGUGUAUAUGAAGGUGAUCUGUCAGCAGAAGAGGAAGUUCUUCAAUGGCUAGUUCAACAAAAAUCUGAGGAUACAAUUGAAGCUGUUAAUAGAGAAAUGCUAGAACAUCUUAUUCAAGAACAGCAAUAUCUUGUUGUGUUUUUCUAUAAGCCAAAUUGUAAGGCUUGUGAUCAAGCAUUACAUGAACUUGAAAAUAUUGAUGAUGACACAGAUGUAUAUGGAAUUUACAUUGUAAAAAUUCAAGAUAACCAGUUUGCAAGACGUUAUGGAAUCAAAACUUUCCCUGCUCUUAUAUACUUCAGAAAUGGAAAUCCUCUAAUUUUUGAUGGUGAUCUUAAAAAUGAAGAGAGUGUUUUAGAAUGGCUUAUUGAUGAUGAUAACAGAGAACUUUCAGAUGAAAUUGAAACUAUUAAUAAUCGAAUGUUGGGAAAAUUAGUUGAUGAUUCUCCUUUCCUGGCAGUUUUUUUCUAUGAGGAUAAUUGUUAUGAAUGUGAUAAAGCUUUACAAGAAUUAGAAAAUAUUGAUGAUGAAGCUGAUUUAUUUGGUAUUGAUUUUGUAAAGAUCAAAGAUCAAGAAGCUGCUAAUCAGUGGCAUGUGACUCGCUUUCCAACUCUAGCUUAUUUUCGGAAAAAGACACCCAUUUUUUAUGAAGGUAGUCUCUUAGAAGAAGAUAAAGUUUUGAAAUGGUUAACGAGUUUGGAUGUUUUCGAAAUCAAGGACGAAAUUGAAGAAGUUAACAGGAAAAUGUUAGACAAAUUGUUGGAAGAAAACGAAUUUGUCGCCGUGUUCUUCUAUGAUAAUAAUUGUCCAAAAUGCGAUCUGGCUCUUCAAGAACUCGAACGUAUCGAUGAUGAAGCUGAUGACUUGGAUAUUAUGUUUGUAAAAAUCAAAGAUACCCGUUAUGCUAAGAAAUACGGUAUGAACCAAGUCCCAGGACUUGUAUACUUUCGACGAAAGUUUCCUUCCAUUUACAGAGGUGACUUGACAAACGAAGACGAAGUGUUAGAAUGGUUACAGAGUAAUCGCCAUCGUCAUCCCGAAUUAAAUUUAUUUAUGUAUGCUCUGGCAGCAAUUAGUGUAGCUUUUAUAUUAUACACAAUCGUUCUGAUGUUUUGCUUUAAAGGGGCUAAAGAGAAAAAAGAAUAAACGCUAAAGGACCACUGUAAAACUAACAUAUCACAAAGAAAAAAAAAGUAUUCACGGUAACGUGAAUUAAUUAUUUUAAAAAAAUCUCUACGCAUAAAUUAAAUAUGAUAAAAUAUACCGCUCCUAUAACUAAAUUAAAAUUUGUUUUUAUAUAAUUUAAUUAUUUAAAAUUUAAUAUAUUGCGAAUGAAUGAAAAAAUGCUUUUAUUGAAUCCGAACCACAAUGUUACUGAACAUUCUCUUCUUGUUUUUGUUAUAUAAAAACAACUUUUUGUAUUGAAGAAAUCGGACAAUUUAUCGUGUAUAAAUUGAAUAACUCAAGUGCAUCGGACUUUCCCAUCUGUCGAAUGUCGAGAUGUAAUUUUAUCCUUUAGAUAAAAAAAAUAAUGAAUUACCAAGGAAACAUGAAAAUCGGUAUUGUUCCUAAACCAUUUGUGUGAUUUAUAAAUACUUUUUCCUUUAUAUUUUCCCUAAAUAAUUUUUAAAUUUUAGAAAUUUGGCGAUAAAUUAUUGCUAUGAAAAAAAAACUAAUUUGUUCAAGUAUUGUAAAUGUUGUAGCAAUAUUGUACAUGUAUCAAUCUCUGUAACAGUAGUACUUAAAGAUAUAAGAAUUCCAAUAUUCCCUGUAUAACGUUUUUUUGGAAGACAAUUAAAAUUUAUGGACGACUUUU